UAUCUGUCGCUAACGGACGACUGGUUGCUCUUGUGUGGGCAGACCAGGCGGUUACAUCUACUAUGUGAAUCCAUGCCAUGCGAACAUAAAGGAUAUUUGAAACCUGUUGGUACUCUAUAAGUCGAGUGUCGACAAGUCAAAUGUUCGUUACGUUUGUUCCUCACUGUGUUUGACUGAUAAGGUGAUUUCCCCUUUAAAUGCUUGACACCGACCUGUCAUCAAUUUACUCCACAAAAUUAUACAAACGGUACAACUAAGGCUGCAAAGACCGGUCGAUUAAACGGGAAAGAAUCGACAGCUAUUUUGGUGACAGAACCAUGCAGGUGUCGGUGAGAAAGCUGGCUCUGUAUCCGCUGGCUUCAGCCUGGUCUGGCCGUAUCAGGGCUCCUCUCCUCAGGCCAGUACCCAGCCUCUUGUCCCCCAGCACACGCACCCUGUUCAGUGAGACGGGAGUGUGGGAGAAGGACUAUCGGUCAGAGACCCGACGCAGGGUGGAAGAAUGGUGGCACCCACGCAUUAUGGCCCAUUGGCGGAAGGAUGCGCUGGAGGAGGGUUCCGGCAGGAAGAAGUUUUAUGUCCUGUCCAUGUUUCCAUACCCAUCGGGGCGACUGCACAUGGGCCACGUGCGAGUGUAUACCAUCAGUGACGCCAUCGGUCACUUCCAGAGGAUGAGAGGCCAUCAGGUGUUGAAUCCGAUGGGUUGGGAUGCUUUUGGACUUCCAGCUGAGAACGCAGCCAUUGAGAGGGGUCUUGACCCAGGAGAGUGGACUAAAAGUAAUAUCCGUUCCAUGAGGGAGCAGCUGGACAGCCUCGGCCUUUGCUUCAACUGGGACCGGGAAGUGAGCACUUGUCUUCCAGAGUACUACAGGUGGACGCAGUAUAUGUUUAUUAAGCUCUUUGAAGCCGGACUGGCAUAUCAGAAAGAGGCUGUGGUGAACUGGGACCCUGUUGAUCAGACAGUGCUAGCUGAUGAGCAGGUGGAUGAAAAUGGUCGCUCCUGGAGGUCUGGCGCUCUGGUGGAGCAUAAGCUGCUCACACAAUGGUUCAUCAAGACCACAAACUAUGCCAAGCCUCUCCUGGACUCCUUGGCAGACCUUCCAGAGUGGUAUGGGGUCAAAGCCAUGCAGGCAAACUGGAUUGGAGACUGCACUGGCUGCUACUUCGAUUUCAAACUCAAGGUGAACGGGGAGGAGACGGGGGAGACCCUGUCAGCCUACAGCUCCUCACCAGAGACGGUGUUCGGAGCGGCCUUCCUAGCCAUCCUGCCCUCCCACCGACUGCUGCAUGGUAGCAGCUCGGUGCGCUCUGCCCUGGAGAAAGCCUUUCAGCCGGGCAGAGACUCCCUGACAGAGGUCACCGCUCGCAACCUGUUCACCGGCCACGAGGUUCCCCUGGUCAUCUCGCACAAAGAGGCGUUUGAUGGCUAUCUGGACACUGUAAUUGGUAUCCCGGACUCUUGUGAGGAAGAUCUAUCUGUAGCCAGAGCUCUUUCUCUUCGGUGGACGACAGUGCUGAAAAGUGACCAGGACGGGACGCAAACUUUGAUUAACUCUGAUGAGUUCUCAGGCCUCACCAGAGAGAAGGCCUUUGACUACAUUACCCAGAAGGCCAGAGAUCAGAAGGUUGGCGGCCACCUUACCAGCUCCAAGCUCAGGGACUGGUUGAUAUCAAGACAGCGGUAUUGGGGCACACCCAUCCCUGUGGUGCACUGUGGGUCUUGCGGUCCAGUUGCAGUCCCUGAGGAGGAAUUACCAGUUACAUUACCAAAGCUGCCAUCUCUUACAGGAAAGGGGGCGUCUCCUCUGGAGGCUGCUCAUGACUGGGUCAACUGUACAUGUCCCAGAUGUAAGGGCCCAGCGAGGAGGGAGACUGACACCAUGGACACAUUUGUGGACUCAGCCUGGUAUUAUUUUAGAUACACUGACCCUCAUAACCCUGACAGGCCUUUUGAGCGCCACCUAGCAGAUCACUGGCUGCCUGUUGACGUGUACAUCGGAGGGAAGGAGCACGCUGUCAUGCACUUGUACUAUGCUCGCUUCUUCUGUCACUUCUGCGAGGACCAGAGUCUUGUGGCUCACAGGGAGCCUUUUCGGAAGCUGCUGGUUCAGGGUCUGAUCAAGGGCCAGACUUUCAAACUGGCUGACAGCGGCCAGUACCUAAAGAGAGAAGAAAUAGACUUCACAGAUAAGGAGCCAGUGACAUUGGGCGGUGGUCGUAUUGAGGUGACAUGGGAAAAGAUGAGCAAGUCCAAACACAACGGCCUGGACCCCCAAGAGGUGGUGCAGCAGUACGGCGUGGACACAGUUCGACUCUACAUCCUUUACGCUGCACCACCUGAACAGGACAUCCUCUGGAAUGUCAAGACGGAUGCCCUUCCUGGGGUUCUGCGAUGGCAGUCUCGACUGUGGCAGCUGGUGACCAAGCUGAGGGGGGCGCGGCAACUUGGAGAUGUCCCCAACCCCUCUUUGCUGAAGAAGAAGGAGCUGGCAGAGACUAGGAAGAUCUGGGAGAACAAGAACUACGCUAUUCAAGAGGUGACAUCUUACUUCACAGAGGACUUCCUUUUCAACGCAGCCAUUUCUCGUCUGAUGGGACUUACCAAUACACUGAGUAGCGCGACAGUCAGGGUGGUGCAGCACAGUGUGGAGUUUGAGGAAGCUCUGGCUGUGCUGGUGAUGAUGACAGCACCCAUGGCCCCUCACCUGGCUUCUGAACUUUGGGCAGGUCUUUGCCAGGUGAAAAACCCCCUCAGCCCCCUCCUCCAGCGGGGAAGAGACGUCCUGCAACAGUCCUGGCCGACUGUGGACCCUGAGUACCUGAAAGUCCCCGACUUUGUGGAACUGUCUGUACUGAUAAACAACAAGGCCUGUGGGACAGUGACGGUGCCUCUGCAGGCUUCCAAAGAUACAGAGCGGGUGCAGCAGCUGAUCCUGGAAAGCCCGCUUGGAAAGAAGUUUCUCGGCAAGCGCAGCAUCAAGAGAGCCAUCCUCUCCCCCAGGACCGCCCUCAUCAACUUCCUCAUUGAUGAGUGACGUUUGGGCGUUCACCACUACUUUUGUAACUGGUAAAUAAUUGUGGAUUCCUGUCAAUCAGUGAUUCAGCAUGGGGAGACAGACAAAAGAGGUGGACUGUUUUAUGUAAUAAUUUAAGGCAAGACGAAAGUCAGUUUAUAUUAAUUGUCAAAACUUCAAUGUAAAUAUGUCUAAAGACAUUUUAUUUAUAUUUUCCUGUUUUUAAUAAAAGACUGAAGGGGCAUUGAGUUCCUCCUUUUUCGUUUUUAUUAUCUAUAUAAGUUGCCAAGUGAGAUUUAGCACCUGUUUCUUCUGGAUCAUCCACCACAUUUAGUUAGACCCACUUGACAAUCUCACAUGAGCCCAGACACCACUUUAGAGUUUUCCAGUCAUUGUUCACAUUCUCCCCUUUCUCCCAUUGCACCACUUUCAGGAUCGCACCCAGAACCACAACUUCACACCUCUGCGUCUGCCCUAUGCCUGUCUGCUUGGUGUCUCGGCUGAGUCACGCACUCAUAAUCUGCCUUAUCAGUGUUUGUCGCCACCUCUGGUGCUGCUUUUAGCCCACAGAUCUCUUCUGAGAGCCAUACAUGGGCCACUCUUUGGCUUCUGGAACCCUGUCACCAUCAGAAGGUCUGUUGGAGAUACCUAAAGAGCCAAAUGUGGUUGGGGAUUUUCAGCUCGCCACCACAUCAUGAUUGUCCAUUACUGAGCUUAUUCAUCAGCUCAGUGUCUCUGUCUCAACAUUGGGCCACCAUGACUCAGCCAUUAGCACUGUCCUGGCAGAGCACAUGAGCCAGCGGCACUGAAAUGUAUCCCUGUGUACACCCACUCCCCUAUCUCUUUAAAGACUGAAGGAAGAGUUUCAGUAGCUGCAUGAUAAAAAUCUCAUACUUUGUCUUGUAUUGGUGUGUGAAUGAACAAGAAUCAAUGUGAUCUCUCUGAAAGGUUAGAUACGCGUGUCAGAUUUCCAAGGUCGGCUUCUGUUUGAGGAAGUGCUUUUAUUUUUAUAGCAUAAGAUAGUCAGCCUGCGAGUGAAUCAAUUAUGCUAUGUCUUAUUAUGUAAGUAGUGGAAGGUUUGCUUUUUAUUAAAAAAAAUGUGAGGACAGGAGGGAAAGCGCAAUGUGCCUUACCGAUCCCCCUAACCUUUUUUCCAUAUUUCUGUGCUUUAUCUCUGACCAUCAGGUGACAGGAAAAGGCUCUCAGGAGAGACAGAAUAACAGGAAGAGAAACCAGGAAUAAGAGAAAGGGAGCAAAGAGCCAAAGCCGUGUUAGCUAUUCUCUGCAUUCUCUCAGAUUCUGUGAAUUUUAUCUCAACCAGAUGCUGUCACAGCACAAAACAUAAAGUGGUUUUGUGAGUACAAGACAAAGAUAGAGGGGCAUUUUAUCUUCUGGCACCUCAUCUUUGUGGGUGCCAUAUUUUCUUUCACACAUUCAGACUGGUUGUAUGAAAUAAGCAUUAGCUGCAUGAGAAGUAGUUUUUAACCCCUGAUCUCUUCUUCUUUUUGUGUCAUUGCCUCAGUUCUUUUCCACACCUUCCUUUUCACUUUGCUGCCUAGUAACACCAGUUAAUAAACAGGUUGGAACUUGAACUGGCCUGGACAAUUUAGUUGCUGUGUCAUUGAAAAGAGCAGCAUAGCCAUUUUUAGGUGGGUCAGAAAUGCCAGGGAAUUCUUCCCAGCCUGAAGUUACCACAUGUUUGAACAAAUUGAUAUUCAGGAUAUUUCUGAACUGUGAUUUGUUUUUUUUUGUUUUUUUUUUUUCUUUCUUGUAAAAUGAGGUCUGAG
Messenger RNA from Xiphias gladius (swordfish), 4798 nucleotides. RefSeq names its product leucyl-tRNA synthetase 2, mitochondrial (gene lars2). Gene Ontology annotation, molecular function: leucine-tRNA ligase activity; ATP binding; aminoacyl-tRNA deacylase activity. Lineage: Eukaryota; Metazoa; Chordata; Actinopteri; Istiophoriformes; Xiphiidae. The record is from RefSeq and is a predicted model, not a curated record. Gene Ontology annotation, biological process: mitochondrial translation; leucyl-tRNA aminoacylation. The transcript is spliced from 21 exons. Gene Ontology annotation, cellular component: mitochondrion. The coding region runs from base 318 to 3032 and encodes 904 amino acids.